AUGGCAGCUACACAACCGCUUCUCGAUUGGAUCGCAGCACAUCCCUAUCAAACAAUGUUCCACGUUGUCAACGGCGUCGUACUUCUCACGCCUGCAGCCGCUACUGUACCUUUCUUCAACGCACUUGGAUUAAGUGCGGGAGGGCCCGUCGCGGGCUCAGCAGCAACUUCCAUCAUGAGCUUCUUCGGCUAUGUACCCGCAGGUGGCAUCUACGCGACAGCUCAAAGUGCAGCGAUGGGCGGAUAUGGCGCGAGUAUUGCCGCCGGAGCAGCACAGGCAGGUGCGAUGAUGAGCUCUGGAGCUGCAUGGCUGUUCGGACGCAACGGCACUGGGGUCUAG
Alternaria arborescens is the source of this 339-nucleotide messenger RNA. RefSeq lists its product as hypothetical. The transcript has 2 exons. Lineage: Eukaryota; Fungi; Ascomycota; Dothideomycetes; Pleosporales; Pleosporaceae. The record is from RefSeq and is a predicted model, not a curated record. The coding region runs from base 1 to 339 and encodes 112 amino acids. Gene Ontology annotation, cellular component: membrane.